Molecule: messenger RNA, 5400 nt
Organism: Malurus melanocephalus (red-backed fairy wren)
Lineage: Eukaryota; Metazoa; Chordata; Aves; Passeriformes; Maluridae
Gene: ANO1
Product: anoctamin 1
Exons: 28
Coding region: 150-3293 (1047 amino acids)
Biological process (GO): chloride transmembrane transport
Cellular component (GO): plasma membrane
Molecular function (GO): protein dimerization activity; chloride channel activity
Source: RefSeq, a predicted model, not a curated record
GCGGAGCGCUGCGCGGAACCGCUCCGGGAGCAGCGCGCCCGCCCCGGCCCGAGGGGGGGACACGGAGGAGGAGGAGCGGCGGGAGGAGGGAUCCUGGCGAGUUCACUUUGGUACCAAGGGGCAGGCGGGCUGCGGGGCUCGGACGGGCGAUGGAGAAGGAUGAGAUCCACCUGCGCAGGCUGCCGGCCGCCGCGCCCUGGGGACCGCACGCAGACAGCGAGUUUCAUGGGGUGGAUUUCCUGCCAGAAGAUCUCAGCGAGGCUCCAGAGGAGAUAGGAAUGAGGGUGAACAAGAAAUACUCCUGUCUGCCUGCUGAGGAGAAGGGCAUCCACAUCAUCAACAUCCGAGCCAUCGAGGACAUUGGCUAUGACCAGCACGAGAGCACAUUGUUGAACUCCCUCUCCAAGAAUCCGGAUGCUGACUGCAAGUACGGCCUCUACUUCCGAGAUGGCAAGAGGAAAGUGGAUUACAUCCUGGUGUACCACUACAAGAAAUCCUCAGGAGGGAAGGCUCUGGCCAGGAGGGCUCUGCAGAACGAUUCCAGUGUCCGAAGCAGCAAGCAGGACCAGCCUCUCCCAGGGAAGGGUGUGCAGCUGGAAAUGGGGGAAGGCGAACCCCACGUGGAUUACCACGAGGACGACAAGAGGUUCCGCAGGGAGGAGUACGAAGGGAACCUUGUGGAGGCCGGGCUGGAGCUGGAGAGGGAUGAAGAUACCAAAAUCCACGGGAUUGGAUUUGUAAAAAUACAUGCACCUUGGAAUGUUUUGUGUCGAGAGGCAGAAUUCCUUAAGCUCAAGAUGCCCACAAAAAAGAUGUAUCAGAUCAACCAGACCCAUGGUCUCCUGAAAAAGAUUAAUUCUGUAAUUCAAAAAAUAACGGAGCCCAUCCAGCCAAAAGUCGCAGAACACAAACCCCAGACAGUGAAACGCCUGUCCUACCCCUUCUCCAGGGAGAAGCAGCACCUAUUUGAUUUGUCUGACAAAGAUUCCUUCUUCGACAGUAAAACGAGAAGCACCAUAGUUUAUGAAAUACUGAAAAGAACGACGUGUACCAAAGCAAAAUAUAGCAUGGGGAAAGGAGAGGGAAGAAAGAAGGAAACUGCCCUUUUAAAUAAAAGACGAAAAUGUGGUAAAUAUGGGAUCACCAGCCUGCUUGCCAAUGGAGUUUACAGCGCUGCAUAUCCUCUGCAUGACGGUGACUAUGAAGGUGAAAAUGUGGAGCCCAAUGACAGAAAACUCCUGUGUGAGGAGUGGGCRAGCUAUGGAGUGUUUUACAAGUACCAGCCCAUCGACCUGGUGAGAAAAUAUUUUGGAGAGAAGAUCGGGCUGUAUUUUGCCUGGCUGGGAGUUUAUACACAAAUGCUCAUUCCAGCUUCAAUCGUAGGGAUAAUCGUUUUCCUCUAUGGCUGUGCAACUGUGGAUGAGAAUAUACCCAGCAUGGAGAUGUGUGACCAGAGGAACAACAUCACCAUGUGUCCCCUGUGUGACAAAACCUGCAGCUACUGGAAGAUGAGCUCUGCGUGUGCCACCGCCCGCGCCAGCCAUCUGUUCGAUAACCCUGCCACCGUCUUCUUCUCAGUCUUCAUGGCUCUCUGGGCUGCCACCUUUAUGGAGCACUGGAAGAGAAAACAGAUGCGCCUCAACUACAGGUGGGACCUGACUGGGUUUGAAGAGGAGGAGGAGGCAGUCAAGGAUCAUCCAAGAGCAGAAUAUGAAGCGAAGGUUUUAGAAAAAUCACUGAGAAAAGAACACAAACACAAAGAGAAGCACCGAUAUUUUCCAGAAGAGACAGCAAACAAAUGGAGACAAAGAGUUAAGACAGUCAUGGCUGGGGUGAAAUUGACAGAUAAAGAGAAGCUGACAUGGAAGGACCGUUUUCCAGCCUAUUUAACCAAUUUUGUUGGCAUCAUCUUCAUGGUUGGGCUGACGUUCGCCAUCGUGUUUGGGGUGAUCAUCUACAGGAUCUCCACGGCUGCAGCCCUGGCCAUCAGCUCCACGCCCUCAGGGCGCUCCAGCGUCCGCGUCACCGUCACCGCCACCGCCGUCAUCAUCAACCUGGUGGUGAUCAUCAUCCUGGACGAGGUGUACGGCUGCAUCGCCCGCUGGCUCACGCAGAUCGAGGUGCCAAAGACCGACAAGAACUUCGAGGAGAGGCUGAUUUUCAAGGCUUUCCUGCUGAAAUUUGUCAAUGCCUACACCCCCAUUUUCUACGUGGCUUUCUUCAAAGGCCGAUUUGUUGGACGUCCAGGAGACUACGUCUACAUUUUCCAUUCCUUCCGAAUGGAGGAGUGUGCUCCAGGAGGGUGCCUGAUGGAGUUGUGUAUCCAGCUCAGUAUUAUCAUGUUGGGCAAGCAGCUGAUCCAGAACAAUUUGUUUGAGAUUGGCAUCCCGAAAAUGAAGAAGUUUAUCCGAUACUUGAAAUUGAAGCGUCAGCGUUCUCUAGACCAUGAAGAGCACAUGAAGAAAAAGCAGCGUUAUGAAGUGGACUAUAACCURGAGCCCUUUGCUGGACUCACCCCUGAGUACAUGGAAAUGAUUAUCCAGUUUGGGUUUGUAACUUUGUUCGUCGCCUCCUUCCCGCUGGCACCUUUGUUUGCUUUAUUGAACAACAUCAUUGAAAUCCGUCUGGAUGCCAAAAAAUUUGUUACUGAGCUGAGGAGACCGGUAGCAGUGAGAGCAAAGGAUAUAGGAAUCUGGUAUAAUAUCCUCAGAGGUAUUGGAAAGCUCGCUGUCAUCAUAAACGCAUUUGUGAUCUCAUUCACAUCCGACUUCAUUCCACGCCUCGUGUACCUGUACAUGUACAGUGAGAAUGGCACCAUGCAUGGCUUCGUCAACCAUACACUAUCCUCUUUUAAUGUCAGCGAUUUCCAAGCAGGAACAGCUCCAAACGACCCCCUGGAUCUGGGCUACGAGGUUCAGAUAUGCAGGUACAAAGAUUAUAGAGAACCCCCCUGGUCUGAAAACAAAUAUGACAUUUCAAAGGAUUUCUGGGCUGUCCUAGCAGCAAGAUUGGCAUUUGUGAUUGUUUUCCAGAACCUGGUCAUGUUUAUGAGUGAAUUUGUCGACUGGAUUAUCCCAGACAUUCCCAAGGACAUUAGCCAGCAGAUUCACAAGGAGAAGGUUCUCAUGGUGGAGGUCUUCAUGAGGGAAGAGCAGGGGAAGCUGCAAAUGCUGGAAACCUGGAAAGACAAGGACAAGAAAAAAGGGGAGAACUGCAACAACCACAGCCCCAGGCUCUCCAGGAGCCGCAGUGGGAGCUUGUCCUCCUGCCAUUCCUAUCCUCUGGACGUUUAGAAGAGGAGGGAGCCGAGUCUGUCGGGGCAUUCCAGAGACAAAGCUGCGGCGCCGGGGGCAGGACUCCGCUGAYGGACACCCCGGUGCAUGCUGAGGGAUGUGCUGCCAUUUCGCUCUCACCUGGCUGGGAAAUGCCCUUCUUGCAAACAUGGAGGACCACGUUCUAUUUCUGACUAUGUUGGGUUUUUCUUUUCUUUUGCACAAGCAGUAAUGCAGGGAGUUUUUAUAUUUCUUCCAUAGGUAACACUAUCGACGUCGGUGUGCAUUCAGAAAUGCAGGUACUUGGGACGUCUUGCUAGAGGUAUUCUCUGAGAAUUUGAUCUUAGCCUGUUAAUUAGCUAAUGAAAUAAAGGUAAAUUUGAAGUCAUGAUAAUAAAAAUAAUAAUGCUAACUCRAACUGUUUUCGGAAGCCCAGGCUGSAAGGUCCAUGGGGUGACUCGAUCAAGGAUAUGCAAAAUCAGCCCAAGUGUUCCAUAAGGCCARCCAGACUGCCUUGGCUGCCGAGGCUGGGUUUAGCUCUGUGGAUCUGAGCUUUGGGGUCACAGGGGCGUGGGGGCCACCUGUGGCAGCUGCAGUGUCCCCCAGAGCCUGGAGGGGACCUGGGGCACCCUUUUCUGGCAGCAGCAGCAGCAGCACAGCUGAGAGGUGCUGGCAGCGGUCCCUGGGUUCAGUUCUGUUCACACCCACAGUCUGUGAGCACACCAAGAGCUCCGGGGGCUCUCCCUGCCCUGCCAGGAUUUCCCCAUCACCCUCUGGAGCAGGAGGAGGGAGCCUCCUGUGCUCCUGCAGACUUUCUGCUGUUGGCUGCCAUUUGCCAGAGGCAGAAAUCCCAAACAUGUCCCACUGUCUCCAGUGGAAGCUUUGCCUGCACWGGGGCUACAGGACCAGACCUUCAGUUAGUUACGGGACUUUUCUUUUGUCUUAAAAUCCUCUCUCUUUUGUACAAGGAGCUUUUCCUUAAAGUAUAAGUCUGAAAUCCUUACUUACCACCACUAGUUAAAUCCCAUCAGUACAGCUCUUUUUAAGCAUAAUGCAUUUUAGUUUUGCUUUGUYGACCGAUAAACUGCACUUCCAAAUAAUAUUGGUGCAAUUAGCCUAAUUUCUUUUAUUGCKUUGUCUUGUCCGUGGCACUUGCAUUAUAAAAUCAAAAAAGAAAAUAAAAAUGAAAGAUUUCUUUAAAGUCUAACUACUGUAUGGUUUGUUACAAAACCAAACUGUUUUCAAGAGAAKUUAGUUAUUUCUUUUUUUCUUUCUUUUUUCUUUGCCAAACUAAUUUAAAGAUUAAUGCUAGAACUCUAAAAAAUGCCAUAUAUAGCUUUUGAUAUAUUUAUUUGUUUUAAAGUAUGUGAUAAACUUGAUAUUUUUCUGUAGUCUGUCCAAAGAAGGUACCAGAAGAGAAAUUAUGUAGAAGAAAGAAAAUUGUAUGAACCAAAUAUUCAUGAGGCUUAUUUAAAAUAUUGAUCCAACCAAAGAUUUUUAUUAAUAAAGGGCUUAUAUUUUGUUAACUCUUGUUUCUGUUGUAUUUUGACUUGCAGGAAUGUCACUAUUUUUGAAAUUUGUAAUUUACGAUAAGAGUGUUGCUGUAGGGCCAAAUCCUGCCCGAUUUAUUCCCACRUCAAUGUUACGCCUGGUAGUAAAUAAAUGUUUACCAGAUCAGGCCCACUGACUGCAAUAGGACUGGGAGUGGGGAUAAAUKAAGCAGAAUUCUGUCCACACAUUUUGUUGGAAACCUGUUCUUCCUCUCAUUCCUUGGUAAUUCAAAAGAUCCAGGAGAAAGCCAAACGUGAACUACCUAUUCUGAAGAGAAACCUUAGGGAUUGUCCUCAAAGGGGAUUUAAUCUGUAAAUACUCACCUGAAAGUGUUCCCAGCUUAAUACUGACAUUCCUGUAAAUGGUAGAACCRUAUCCUGAACACGUACUUAUCUGAAUUUUUCAUUAUUUGCUGAAAUCAUGGAAUAGUAACGUUGCUUAUACUUUCUUUUGUACAGUAAAUUGUUUUAAAUGGAAUUUUGUAUAUAAAAAUCUGUAUUACUGCUUAGAUAUCUAUAAAAUUCUUUCAUGGAAUCAUUUUUUUAAGAAAAGCAAAUAUAUACUAAAUCUGUUUUAU